Messenger RNA from Helobdella robusta, 444 nucleotides. RefSeq lists its product as hypothetical. Gene Ontology annotation, biological process: adenylate cyclase-activating G protein-coupled receptor signaling pathway; cell surface receptor signaling pathway. Gene Ontology annotation, cellular component: membrane. Lineage: Eukaryota; Metazoa; Annelida; Clitellata; Rhynchobdellida; Glossiphoniidae. The record is from RefSeq and is a predicted model, not a curated record. The transcript is spliced from 4 exons. The annotation marks the transcript as partial. Gene Ontology annotation, molecular function: G protein-coupled receptor activity.
GGAUGUCACGUGAUGUCCCACAACAAGACCCACGUGACCUGCUCCUGUGAACAUCUCACCAGCUUUGCCGUGCUCAUGUCUUACUCCGCUCACGAACAGGGGAUAAAUUACAAGACGAAGGAGUUGGACUUCAUAACCUACUUCGGCUGCUGUUUGAGUCUCGUCUCAAUGUUGCUUGCAUUCGUCACGUUCACCUGCUUCAAGAACUUGCGAUGCGAUCGAAACAGCAUCCACAAAAACUUAGUCGCCAACCUUUUCGUAGCUGAGUUGAUCUUCUGUCUCGGAAUCAAUCAACAGUGCAUGCCUACACUCUGCAGCGUGAUAUCCAUCUUGCUUCACUACUUCUUCCUGACCUCAUUCUGCUGGAUGUGCAUGGAAGGCGUCCACCUCUACAUCCUCGUCGUCGUCGUCUUCAAUGGUGCUACAUCUCACCUCAAGUACUAC